CCAUAUACAAGAUUUAAUACCUUCAUUGUGCCUUAUAAUGUAAUUCAAUGUGCACUACAUUGAGGUAUAGUAUACAAUACACAUGUGACAGCGCGACAAUUUUAGUCACAAAUAUUGAGGGUAAAAUUGCUUAUUGGAAAAAAAUAAAUACGUAUAAAUAUGGAUAAAAUGUGGUCAUAUUUGCAAAAUGAGUGGCGAAUUUAUUAAAUCGUGUAUUUUGAUGCUUUCAAAUUAAAUCUGAGGUAAAAAAAAAUACAAAAGGAAACUUGGAUUAUAAAAAAUAUAGCGACAUGAGCGGACAAGAAGGCCCAACACUGGAGUUCCGUGAGGAUUCAUCUACGGGAACUGCCACACCCAAGGACUUUCGAUACUACGUUAUGGAUCGGGGCAACUCAGAAUUGUCUCCGGUGGAUACACAACCAAGUUUUCUUGAAUCCGUCACUGAAGAAGAAGAUAAUUCUAAAACUGAAAAACGCGUACAAAUCGACAUCAUGGAUGAUUCUGGAAGGAAGUCCGAAAUGGAAGAUCGCAGAUCGGUGAAUUCAAUGCGAAUGCCAACACACAUGACACGUGCUAGACUUGUGCGAACUCCCGCCAAUAAAGACGACGCUCCUGAAGCGCAUGUCUCUGAGGAAUCGGAAGAACAAGGAGAACCACACGAGCCGGAUGUACUCAUAACAGAAUUGAAGGAACAGCCACCUGAUCUGGUAGAAGGUGACGUAGAUGAAGAGUCAGAUAUAGAACCAGAAUAUCAGCAAGUUACCGUAGAAACAGUAGACGCUGAUGAAGACUGGGAUACAGACCUUGAAAUAGAAGAUGAAAUAAUGAAAGAGGUUCGAAACCACGAUCCGUCUGGCAGGUCCUACUACGACAAGGUGUGCAGCAGGAUGGGACUGGUUCCUGUGUCCUAUAUUAAACGCCAUAUUACAGACAAUGAAAUAACUAUGCGGUUUCAUGGUCUGGGAGCCAGCGCUGCAAAAGCUAUUGCUCUUGUAUUAAGGGACAAUAUCACCCUGGAGAAAUUGAAUCUGCAAGGGAACUGGAUAGAAGGCGAUGGUGGGUUGGCCAUGGCCCGGAUGUUAGAGGAAAAUGACUACAUCACAGAAAUGAUAUUAUCGGACAACAAACUUGGAACAUUAGGUGCCCAGUGUAUGUGUAAAAUGUUGUCAGUUAAUGCAGGACUGAGGAAAUUAGACCUAUCAGGAAAUAACUUCGAUGACAAAGAUGCACAGAUAUUUGCUGACGCUCUCGAGAAUGCCAAAUAUCUUAAAGAACUCCACUUAUCACGGAACAUGUUCGGUUCAGAAGCUGGAGAAAUAUUAGGACCUGCCAUAAGUGCCAACGACAUUUUAGAAGUACUCGAUCUCAGCUGGAAUCGUAUACGAGGAAAAGGUGCAAUAUCAGUAGCCAAAGGAAUUGGGGAAAAUGUGCGAUUAAAAUCGUGCGAUGUCAGCUGGAAUGGGUUUGGACCGGAAGGUGGCGCUGCAGUGGCGGACGCAAUGAUUUCAAAUAAUUCUUUGGUAGAGCUUGAUGUCAGCGGCAACAGACUAACAGCAGAUACUGCGAUGAAAAUGGCCAGAAUGGUUGCUUCAAAUGAUAAUAUCAAAGUACUUGGGAUAGGGAACAAUAUAUUGACAACUGCUGGAGCUAUUGCCCUAGCAACGGCCGUCAACAAUGGUGAUAGCAGUGAGCUGGAAGAGUUAGACCUUACAGAUGUUCCAAUAGAAUUUGAAUUCCUACGCAUAUUUGAAGACAUUAAAACGAAGAAGCCAAAUUUUAAAUUGACUCAUGGACCAGUGUUAAGUUCAGGAAAUACUGCAGACGAUUUAGGGAAACCAGCUGUCCAUCCGUACAAAAAGAAGGAACCAGUGUUAAUUUUAGAUCAGCAUAUAGUUGUGAAUGAUAUGAGAUUACUAGACAUUCUUCAAAAAUAUGACCCGGAUGGAGCGUUUCAAGUAACGCCAGAGGACUUCGUGCGAGCAGUAGAGGAUCUGGCAGUGCCAUUUAACAAGCCAAAAUUACAAGAGGCUGUAACUCGACUAGCAGAUACACAAGAAGGGAGAAUAUACUUUGGUGAAUUUAUUAAACAACAGCAGGAUCAGAUAAAGAAACAGUCUGGUGGAGACGAUGUUCAGGAGACACAAGGACCAACGGAGUAAACUCAGCAAGACCUCAGCAUAAGCAACUAAAAGCUUUUUACUAAUUUGUAGUGGACUUCUACUUGUAAUUUAAAGAGUUGCUAGACUUUAGAAUUGUACCGUCCGAUUAGUAUUGGUUCUCGUUUGUAAUCUUGUAGACGUACAAUUGGCAGUUUAUUGAACACAUUGUCUGGAUGACGUUUUCAAAAUAGCAGGACGCCAGACUCUCCAGAAAUUAAAAAAAAAUGCAGUCAAGUCUACUUAUAAAUCGGAAUUACACGUUUUAACGUAAACCUCAAUUUCUUGAAUUACAUUACGUGCAGCCUUUUUUAGUUUCCUUUACCUUACACUUUUUCGAGGAAGUGAAAUCAUUUUCAGUUUAAUUCUGUUGUUUACAAAAAUGCCGCAGCCAUUAAAAUUGGAAACUUUGUCCAAUGAUGGCCCAAGUUUUUCAUAUAACCAUUUUCCCGUCACAUUUUUUUUACUGUAAACACGCAUCUUCACAUGCAAAAAUUUUUUUAUUUUUACCAGUUUUUAGACCUGUUGCAUAAAAAUUUACAUUGAGUACAUUUCGUUCAUGUUUGUGUGGCCAGUUCUGCUUGUCCUGGUUUUGAAGUAGAACGAAUUCAAUCAAUAGGGGCAUUUUGAAGAAAGAUCUCGGGACCGGCCAGAAAUGACAGAUUUAGAGGCCGAUUCUCGGGACCGACCAGAAAUGACAGAUUUAGAGGCCGGUUUUCCGAUUUCUAGGUGUUCCACUUAUUACUUUCCUGUGAUAUAUAUCAUGUGAUAAACUCACGGCACUGAGUUUACACAGCAAAGCAAAAUGGUAUACAUUUCUUUAUUUAUGAAACAUUAAAAACCUUCAAAAGGAAAAAUAAAAUAUUUCUUUACAAAUUU
Mercenaria mercenaria is the source of this 3035-nucleotide messenger RNA. Its product is annotated as leucine-rich repeat-containing protein 74B-like. The transcript has 14 exons. Gene Ontology annotation, molecular function: protein binding. The record is from RefSeq and is a predicted model, not a curated record. The coding region runs from base 291 to 2159 and encodes 622 amino acids. Lineage: Eukaryota; Metazoa; Mollusca; Bivalvia; Venerida; Veneridae.